CUGCACCACCUCACAGUCUGAUGAGAAUUUUGUAAAUAACUGUUCUGGGGUCAGCCAUGCGGUUUUGCACAUUGCUCUGUUAGGGCUCGGCAUAUUUUAUUUUUUAAAAAGUGCAAAUUAUCGAAAUAUAACAUUCUAUGAUAAAAGAAAAUAAAGUAGUUAGAGAAGUAGACCUUCAUGAGAAGAGGUGCUGAAUUAGUUUUCUUCAUUCACUGAGAGGGGAACAGUCGCCUGAAGAUUUCUUUUUACUAAAGCACUGAAAUACGUGCUUUCAGUGCAGGAAAUCAGAGAAAAGGGUGUAUCUGAUGCAAAACUACUGUCACUAACUAAAUAGGAAAAUAUACAAACCAAACUCUCAGUAACACUCACAGUGGGAAUAUGCACUUCUGAAAUGUAACCUUCCCCAUCAACAGAAUCAGAGACAUGUCACAAAAAUGCAGCCUGCUGGAUUUGAAGGAGGGAUCCUCUCCAGAGGCAGCUGAGAUCAGCAGGGUGUCAAUUACCUCACGGCGGGUGAUAACGAGGUGCUGCCUGCUGUGUAUUCUUGGUGCUUCCCUUCCAGAAAGGGCCUGCAUGAUCGCCAAGUGGGCCUCCACACGCUCCAACCGACUACUGAUAUGAAGAUGUAUUAAAUGAGCCGUUGUUUUCUUUGCAUUUAAAGUGUCAAAGGGACACACUGAUGAUGAGUCUGUACAGACCUAUUUACUUUUAAAUGAGGUAAUCAUUGGCUCCACAACAACAGGAGAGAUUAAAUGAAACACUCCGGGUGUUUUGUUUUGAAUUGUUGAGCAGUUCCAUGUCUGCAAAUUGUCCUCCUCCUUCUAAUUCAGGUAAUUUAUCGGUUUGUGUAGCUCUAGUUGGAUUUAUCCUCCCCUCAAAGUCAUGAUAGAUUCAUUAUAAUAGUGUUCUUUGGCUUUAUAUUUGCAAUCAAGUCCCCAUGUUUUAGUAAAGUACAUCAUGUGUUUAAAAUAGAUCACAGCAGGGAGAGAUUAGUGCUUUUGCAAUCGUUCAUCUGCAAUACAUUUGAAUGAACUGCAUUAUAUUAAUACUAGCGUGCCAAAUCAAACCGAUGGACAAGUAUCUAACUGAACAGAUGGGUUUCGAUUUCUCCUGCACCUAAUUUCCAUUUUCAAAGUAAUCAAAAAAAAUUAGAAAAGAAAAUCGCUGCCCCUACUGCAUGUCACUAAAUCAGUUGCAUCCCUAAAUAGCAGCGUCACGGCUCUUUCAUUAAAGCAGUAAUCAAUCCAUUUCGAACACUUAAUGGCUUGGUGAUUACUUAGGGUGCAAUUAUUAUGUUUUACAUGGUGAAAUCUAUCUGAGUAUAUAAAGCUUCAUUAGAGAAAUAGAGCCUGUGUUUGGCUGUCAAUCAACAGGCAGCUCUGUGAAAGACAGGAGAGUUUGCAAUACCCUGAGGCUGUUUUUUUUUCUCCCUUGUUUUCAUUUGCGACAUGGAUGCUGCAGAAGAUUGUCUUAAUUUGCUCCACUGACAGUUUAUCAUAAUGCGAAGCUGCAGCUCGGACUGAGAUGAUGCAGAGCAGGAGGCUGGACCUGCUGAAUGCUGAUCCCUGCUGCUCUGGAGGAGAGGAAAGUCUGUUUGCGAACCACCUAAUGGCCUGGGAUCAUAAAGAGGAAAAAGCUUCUCUGUUUUAAAAGAUUUUAAGAUGUUCCCGCUUUACUAGAUGCAGUCAUGUUUAUGAGUCGAGGUCAUAAAGUGGACCCAAGUCUGUUAUUUGUUAAGUGCGAGUGAGUCAGCGGAUGGUCUGAUCUUCUCCUUUACAAUUACCUGUUUAGGUUUACAGCAUUUGCAACAUGUUAUCUGUACCUCGUGUUUUUGUGAAUUUAUCCUGUUUACCUUUGAGGCCUUUUACAAGCCGAUAAUCUUAUUAGGAGUUCUCUGUAAUUUUCUUGAAACAGACAUGAAGACGUUCGCACAGCGCCAGAGGUGGUGCUAUUAGGAGGCAAGGAGAAGAUGAGAUUCAGCAAAAUGAUCAUGAAAGAAGCGUUUAGUGAAUCCGUUGGCUUGUUGAUUGUUAUUUCAUUUGCAAUACUGAACCCUCUAAACACCAAGCAGUUCUUAUCACAUUUCUACUCACUGCAGGCUCAUUUGUCGCUGCAAUAUGAAGACCCGCGCCUCUAUGGAAAGAACACAACCAUAGAGGUUAAAGAUAGAGAGAAGUCAAAUAUCACAAGUCUUUGGUGCAGCAUUGACAGCUAUGAUGCCAUAAAUAACAACUAGAUAUUUUUCAAACAAGAAAAUAGAAUCAAUACUGAGAAAAAUGGUGGUUCAACAUGAGUUCCAUAUUUUACUAGCCACAUUUUUCAACCUCUUCAAGCUUGAUAUUUUUCUGAUUCUGCACAUCAGCUGUAGGAAGAUGUUUCACCAGAAUGUAUCUUCCAACAACUUGCUGACACUUUGCUCCUGUGUGGACCGUUUCUGAGCCAUUCUGCAUUUAUUUGAUUCAUCCAAUAUGCCUGAUUUUUGUGCCGCCACUUCAACUGUAAGGUCUCUGAAUUUUUGCCACAUGAUUGAUCUGAGUCACGAAUGACUUCUCAGCUGCAUCAGGGAGAGCAUAUUCUUUAGCUGUUUUCUUUUCUUUUUUUAGCAUGUGGUGCAAGUGGGUAAUUUUUGGCAAUGUAGUUUUGAAUGAGACCAGUAGAAGGAUUUGAUAUUGAUAAAGUAUCCCAAUUUCAGGCUUAUUUUUGGCUAUUUACUAUAUAAAAACAUGAGUUUCAAACCCACUGUCAGAUGUUGGGGUUCAGAGAGUUAAAUCAGGUUGCUAUGAUAUGUGAGAACGACAGCUGAAAAACUGAAUAGGAAAUUUUGAAGCCUGUAAUUAUUGAUUGAUUUGAAGCUAUGGCAUUCACCUGAGCCGAAAAAACAAAUCUGCCUGUCAGUAUUUUGAUUCCAGGGUGCACACGAGUGGAAGGAGAGGAACAAAAAUCUGGAAGGUUCAUUAAAGUGAGGCAGUCAACAACAAGUGGUUAUUUGCUGGUUUUGUGUUCUGUUGUCCAGAGCUGCUUUAUGAAAACCGUUCCUUUAGUUCAUCACAUCUACGCAGCCAUCUGAAGCACACGUGGAUAAAUCUGAGUCGUGCAGAGAUCAGUAACAUUACACGCAAUAAUCCACUGAGUUAAACUUUAUUAAAUCACGUCAUGAUGAAAGACUCUUCAAUUACAAAAGAAUUCCAUAUAAUGACGCAUGAUACAGAAGUGCUCUUCCUGCAAUGAAGAGAUAAUAGUUUUCUAGUGCUCAAAAAUAACCAUGUGUCAUAUUCUCCUUACUAAUUUUCACUGCAUUGUUGUAAUGUUUUACUCUUUAAGCACAUGCUGUGCGAUGUGAGCACUAAAAUGUGAAAAAGCAGAAUUAGUACUGUUUGAUUGAUGGGAUGGCUUCAACUGUUUCUAUGAUUUAUGUCUGUCACCGAUGUACUUUUUAAAAAACAACACAUUUGGUCAUGUGCAUUUUCAAGAUGGUUUCCUGGAGAAAUCAUUUCUUUAUGUGGCAUUUUCACACAUGUCAACCCCUUCAGAUCCCAACCUGUAACAUCUAUAAACCGCUUAAUCCUCAACAUGUAACACUUAAUGGAAAAAUCUAUCAAAUCUAUAGAGAAUCCUGGGGAUCUAUAAAUGGCAGCUAAAGGCAUUAGAUAGUAACACUUAAAAUUAUGUUAACACAAAAAAAUGAAUAAUAGGAACACUGCACAGUCUGUCCAUGAGACAUCAAGGCGGUACUCUGAGGUGUGCAAGAUUACAGGAACGGUUUAAAUCAAAACUGCACCAGAGGAAUAAACAUCAGAGGAAGAAUCAGCCACAGAUGAGGAUGUCUGAACAGCCAAAAUUUGAUGCUCUGACAAAUAAGGACUGAAGUUAUGCUUUGCAACUUUAUAGCACGACACAAUCCACCAAUAGCAGAUCACAUGACUGAACGUUUACCACACAUGAUGAUGUUAUUUUUUUAUAUGCCUUCAUUAUAGUGCACAGUGGAUACAUGGGGAGAAGAGUAGGGGAAAGACAUGCAGUAAAUGGCAACCCAUGACUGCUGCGUCGGGAACUAUAGUCCCUGUUUAUGGGUCGCCUGCUCAACCUGUUGAGCUACAGGGGCUCCCAAUGGUUUGGUUUUUUUUUUUAAUAGCAUUACUAAUUUUAUGUAUAUUUAAAUUUAAAAGAGAAAAUCUAUAAAAUUCACAGAUUUUCUGUAUAAGUAAACCUGUACACAUUCUACUCCACCAGUUUUGGCAGGAAACAAUGCAACCACUUGAUCGCAGCAUUGUAACGAAGACAGAACCAGGGUAAAUUUACUCACCCUACCAAAGUUCAAGGCCUCGACAAAUGUGCUUUCUGGUGUUUUGGAAAUUUCAGGGCUCACUAGUCACACACAGACAUCAGAUUUCUUUAAUUUACAGCUUAUUUUGCACAUAAAGCAAGCGAUGUGUUCCAUUAAUAUCAAUACUGGUGGAUAUUUCUUGUCACAGUUAUUGACAUUAACAACAUGUCAUGUAAAAAAGUAUAAAUCUUAUGUGUAGUUUGCCAUCUGAUGAAAUCUAAAACAGUGAGACAAGAGACAGAAAGUUUAGAAAUUAGAUGUUUGAGCUCAGGAGACACCAUUUAAAUCUUUAUUUAACCAGCGAAGGGCUUCACUGAGAAUAAAUAACUUAUCUAAGAGGCUGAAAUAACAACAGCUCAUACAGCUGAACACAGUAAUCAAAGCACAUCAAAAAAAAAUUAAAUACAUUAUUUAAAGUGUGUAGUUUUGUAGAGUAUGAUGAAAAGACAGAUGUGUACAUAUAUGCAAUAAGGAAAGCAAAGAAACAAAAGAAUCACAGGAGAGCGCUUACUGAUGAUCCAAUUCCUCCUUUGUUUUCAUGUACUAAAACAGAAAUGAAUAGUCAUAAAACAUGCUGUGAAGGUUACUCGCUUCUUUUCCACCUCUGCAGGUCUCCUCUAAAUCCAUUCAAAUGUCUUGCAGCAGUACAGCACAGAAAACACAACAUCUCUGUUUUGUUUCCUUCUCACUGAAAAUUAUGUCUCCACCAUAAGUUGCUUUUUAACCCUGAUCUUCUGUUUGGAGCCUUGGAGAUCUGCCCUCUUUAACAGCCUAAAAAACUAACCUAAAACUGUGUAAUCACGUCGAUACUUUAUAAUUUUUCCCUUCUGCCUUGGGCUUACUAAUGAAAAUAGUUUUUUAAUGAUGACUUGUGUCAGUCAGACAGAAACUUAAGCUUCGCUAUUAGACUCCAGUUGAAAAAAUAUGGGUAAAUGCAGUUAAUUUUCAAACUGUGAUUGGUGUUGAUUGUAUUUUUUUACCCUCCCAGUUCCCCCCCAAAAUGUAUUUGGAUUUCUGCUGCUGGAGUUAUAUUUAUAAGAGAUAGGAACAGUUCAGCAGGAUUCCACGUGUGAUGGUCAGAUUGUUUGAAAGCACAUAUUAAGAACUAGAUCUGACACAUCAUAACCCAGCCCUUAGGCUCCAUCCACACUAAUAUGCUUCACUUUAAAAUGCAGAACAUCUUAUGCUUAACAUCCACUCUAUUCUGACAUUUUAGGUUCUCUAAAACAUAGACUUUUGUUGCUGACUCUGUUUUAGUUCUCCUCCGGGGUUGUGCUUUAGUCUGGAUGAACAGGAACAGAGACUUUUGGAAACUGUGAUGCAGAAACUCAUGUUCUCUGUCUGAUUGGGCCUCUGUGUUAUUACAUUCUUCUCCUGAGUUCUACCACACAACUGAUUUCUGCAAGGAAACAAAGACAUCAGCCUUGACUACCAGCGGUUAACUCAACACGCAUAAUGAAUUAGGUUACAGGCAUUGCUGACCUUGUUGUCUAUGCUGUUGUGCAGUUAAGGAAAUCUUACUUUCUCCAUUGCUGUACUUACUCUAGAGUAUUUUCCACAACUAAGCAACCAGUUGGCACCUGCGCGCCCAGUGUACCAGAAAAUGCCACAUGAUGUGUAUUUUCAGGCAUCUUAGUUUUCACAGAGACUAUAUCUGAAUCAUAUAGAUGUCUGCAUCUCACAUUAACUUGUUGGUCUCAGGUCUGAAUGAGCCCACUUGUCACUUUCACAUGCAGCACAGCAGCGUUACAGUCUCCAUAACGCAAUCGAAUUGAAUGUCUUCAGAUUAAUGUCGGGCUGCAGCAGUACAAGGUUAAACACUGCGCAUCGAAAGAGAGAAAUCACAUCCUGUACUGUCUUCUAACAUUACUGCAAUGGAUUUAUUGUCUCAAUCUUUAUUUCAUAUGCACAAAGAAAAUAACAUUAGUUCAAUAAAGAGAGAGACACAGUGAAAGAGCCGUUUCAAGUUGUUAAGAUUCUUCUCAGAUCACAUCACUCUACAUAAACUGUUUUUUUUCCCUCUCACACUGCAAAACUCAGCCACAGUAAUAAUCUGCCUUUCCUUCCUUUAUUUCCAUUUUUCAUUCAUACCAACUGCGUGGACGAAUCAUUGAAUCUCCAGCAAAAAAACAUCAGCGUGUGAGGAAAUAGCAAUUAAAACAGGGUCUAAACUUAAUGUUCCUUGUGCUCAUGAUGGCCAUUAAUUAAGGCUUUAAUGGCAACACAAGUUUUAAACAGCCAUCAGUGAUGCAGCCUGUGAGCUAUCAAUGUCACUCUCUUUUUUUAAAAGCCGUUAUAACAUUUAUAAAUGACUGCUUGGGCACGGAGAAUGGCUACCACUUCAAUGGGAAUUUUAUUAUUACUAUCUGCUUUAUUUUUGCCAAAAAGUGGAGUAAUUUAUCUUCCAAAGAAUUUGGUCAACAGUUUCAAGCUUGUGCGUUUUUCCUCCCACUGUGUUAAUAACAACAGCUACACUGUCUGUGACAUCUGGAUUAAUGCUAUCAGAAAGCUUAAGUAACUGGAAGAACAGGUUUUUAAUCCCAUCAGGCUAGUUUUCACUGAUCUCUGUGACCUUUCAUCACCUGAACACCACCCCGAAACAUCAGAUGAGUUCCCACCUACUUUGCCAACUGCCUCCCUGUAUUUAAGCUGUAGCAACCAGCGCCACUUACACAUUUGUUUUCUGACUAGACAGCGGUGUUGAACAAUGACUGUGAGCAAAGUCAUCAAAUACCUGCUUGCUACCUUCAACCUUUUAUUUUAUGUGGGUGUAAUCUUUAUUCUUGGCUUCUUCGCAAACAUCCGGAUCAACAAAGCAGACCACCGGAUCACUGAUGAACUUCUUCCUGCCAUAGACCUCGUCAUAUUUAUCGGUGUCGGGACGAUGAUUUUUGGCUGCCUGGACCGCUGUGCAGCCGUCCGAGAGAACCGCUGCCUGCUGGCCCUGCUCUUCCUGGGCCUGCUCACCAUGUUUGUCAUGCUGCUGGCUGUGGGAGCGUUAGGAGCCGUAUCCAGAACUGCAGCCGUACAGGAGCUGGUGAGGGAACACGUGGAGCAGUUUCUUCCACUGAGCGAGCAGCCGGAAGAGGUUCAGGAGUCGAUCAGACAGGUGGAGAGAACCAGCUUCUGUUGUGGAUUCUUUGCUGGACAUUUGGACUGGGGAAACUCAAUGGCAGUACCCGAUUCGUGUAACUGCAUCGACACCUCCAUGAACUGCACGGCUCUGGACGGACGAGAGGUUUACUCCACACCGUGUAUGAUCUACGCUAUGACGUGGUUGGACAGACUCCCACACUCACUCAUAGUGACUGCAUUUGCCUCUGGCCUGCUGUUGAUGCUGGCCAUGAUUUUCUCAGUGGCCCUGUUUUGCCAGAGUAACAACAGCAUUGUUGGAAAUAUUAAACACAAAGCCUCAAGUUGACUGUUGUUGGAAAGUUCUGACUAGGACAGAUAAUUGUCUUAGUCUUGCAUUGUUUCUGAACUUUGCCUCAUUGUAAUUUUUUUUAUGCUUUGCAUGUUUUGACUUUUUUUUUUAAAGAAAAGGUCAUGUAUUAUUUUUUUUCCUGCAAAAUAAACAGCUAAU
Amphiprion ocellaris (clown anemonefish) is the source of this 7907-nucleotide messenger RNA. RefSeq names its product tetraspanin-8-like. The transcript has a single exon. Gene Ontology annotation, cellular component: membrane. Lineage: Eukaryota; Metazoa; Chordata; Actinopteri; Pomacentridae. The record is from RefSeq and is a predicted model, not a curated record. The coding region runs from base 7032 to 7745 and encodes 237 amino acids.